UCAAUUUUGACAAUUUUAGGUGGAAUACUUGAAUAUCUUUGUGAUAUUUAGCAAAACACGAAAAUGACCAAAUAAAGAAAGAAAAAAUGAUGAAAUGGUUGUGAGAAUUUGGGGUGAGGGAUUUCAGGUUUGAGAGAGGGAGUGAGAAAAGAGAGGAUGUGAGGAUAAAUAUUCAAGGACAUUUUUCUAAAUUUUGAUUUAGGAAAUAAUUUCGCAGCUCAAAAGAGCGGUAAUCUGAGGCAACCCGACCCGAUUCGAAAAUGCCCCCUUCCGCCCCGCUAUCAAUCUAAACUCGCUAACCGUUACUCGAGUAGUAAUCUGUCCCAAAUUUGGCGAACAUUGAUGGAGAUGGUGCGUUGAAGAUCAUCGGCGACCCAAUCGACGGCCAGGAUGUCUUCUUGGCCACACUAUCCUUGUUCGGGGUGGUGUGUGUAAUUGGGCCAUUAGAAUUUCUGCGGUGAAGGUCGUCUCACUCAGGUCAGUCCUCUUUUUCAGUUGCUUCAUGAGUUGAGACGAGAUGAGAAAGCGAAUUUUGCCCGAUUAGGGAUUUGAGCUUUUUGAUUGAACAGAAGGGAGGAAGAAAUGAGAACGGCAUUAUAAUAUUGAAAAGUGUUUGCAUAAAAACAUGUAUACAACAACUACUACUACUACUCUCUGAUCUGUUGCACUUGCCUGAUAGCCAUUAGAUCAUGUGAAGAUAUAAUCCAACGAUUGAUGGCCCACAAGGGAUUCAGUCCCUCAGAAUUAAGCGGGGGACGGUAUAACUCUGCCCUAUAGCUCACCAAAAUGGCCAUGGGGAGAAGAGCCCAUGUGAGGGAGUUGGUGAAAACAGCUCUCAUGACCCAACCUCUACUCUUCACUUUGCCUACACUCGCUGCCAAUUCUCUUUCUCUCAACCCUUUACUCUUCAAUCCCCUGCGACCACCUCCCUCCUUAGUAGCUUCACGCUCAACUGUAACCAUGAGCCCCAACAAAAACGACAAUGGUCAAGACCAGCUGGACGCUAUAUUUAAGCAGAAACGGGUCGUCAGAUCCCAAGUCCGCAAGGCCCUCAAAGCUAUGGAUCCUAGCCUCAGAUCCCAUGAAGAUAUUGCUGUUCAGGAUUUAGUUCUGGGAGCUCCCUGGUUUAAAUCUUCUCAGAGACUAUGUGCAUAUAUAAGCUGUAGUGCUUUGCGUGAAGUUGAUACCUCGAAACUGUUGUCUGAGAUUCUGGAAAAUCCAGCCAAAGAUGGUCAUAUGGAGCUGAGGAAGAAGCUUUAUGUUCCUAGAGUUGAAGACAAGAACAGUCACAUGCGAAUGCUAAACAUAUCACGCAUUGACGAUCUUAUUGCCAAUUCCAUGGAUAUUUUGGAACCAGCUUCUGUAGAUAGUGAUGGAAAUGAACGCGAAGAUGUCAUGCAGGCAAAUGACCCAGUUGAUUUGUUCAUCUUACCCGGACUAGCAUUUGACAGAACUGGAAGACGCUUAGGACGUGGUGGCGGUUACUAUGAUACUUUCAUCAGGAACUACCAAGAGCUUGCAAAGACAAAGAAUUGGAAGCAACCCCUCCUUGUUGCAUUGUCCUAUUCCUCACAGAUAAUGAAUGAAGGAGUUAUACCAAUGACCGAGAAUGAUGUUCCUCUUGAUGCUCUUGUGUCCCCAUCUGGUGUUAUUCCCAUAAGUUCAGCUGCGUUAGACAGAAUGGAGGUUUGAUUUGGACCUCAUAAUUAGUUCCCUUAAUCCGAUCUUACUCUGCCCCGUCCAUAAUUAGAAGAAUAGGAUUUGAUCACAAUAAGCUGAGAUGCAAGCACUUGUGCUACUGGAUAAAUAUAUACAGAUUAGCCACAAUCUUGAUCAUAUUUGACUCAACUUUAGAAUAUCUUUUGUGUUGAAGCGUCAAAGUUUAAAUUUGUGGAAAUACAAAUCAAACUCUAUUACAAUAAAUGCAGAAGCUCUGUUUUGAUACAA
Humulus lupulus (European hop) is the source of this 1947-nucleotide messenger RNA. RefSeq names its product 5-formyltetrahydrofolate cyclo-ligase, mitochondrial. Gene Ontology annotation, cellular component: mitochondrion. The coding region runs from base 787 to 1692 and encodes 301 amino acids. Gene Ontology annotation, molecular function: 5-formyltetrahydrofolate cyclo-ligase activity. Gene Ontology annotation, biological process: tetrahydrofolate interconversion; folic acid-containing compound biosynthetic process. The transcript has 8 exons. The record is from RefSeq and is a predicted model, not a curated record. NCBI's taxonomy places the organism in Eukaryota, Viridiplantae, Streptophyta, Magnoliopsida, Rosales, Cannabaceae.